AUGGUCAGCAUUCAAGCCGCCUUCCGCACCCCAGGAUACCCCGAUGAAGGAUAUUUCUUCAAGGGAUCUCGAUACCUCCGCAUGUGGUGGAAGCCCGGAACACCUGAGGAGCGUAAGGUGUUUGGCCCCGCCACCAUCACGAAUGAAUGGAAGGUCAUUCGCGACGCCGGAUUCAGCUCCGUAGAUGCAAUGCUCCCGUCCGUCAAAAAUCCCCAGAAGGUGUACGCUUUCAGCGGAAACCGCUAUGUCCGCUUCAGCUUCGUCCCCGGGACACCAGAAGAAUCCAAGAUCUUCGGCCCCGCGAACAUCGUGGAUGAAUGGAAAUCACUUCGUGACGCUGGAUUUAACAAGGUCGACGCUGUCAUCCCCAUUCCGUCCACAAAGCCCGAGUAUGAGGAAGAAGCCUACUUCUUCAGUGGCACCAAGUACAUCCGCGUCAGAUACACCCCCGGCACACCAAAGGAAGAAGUAGUGUUUGGACCAGCCAAAAUCACAGACGAAUGGAAGAUCCUUCGGGACGCCGGUUUCGACGAGGUGGACGCUUUUGUUCCUAACUCCAACAGCAACACCGACGUGGAAGUGUAUGCGUUCCGUGGAACCAAGUACGUUCGCUUCCGAUACGGCCCCGGAACGCCAAAGGAGGAGGUGAUCUAUGGGCCGGCGGGUAUCUCCGAGAACUGGGCCACUCUUCGCGAGCUUUGA
Messenger RNA from Uncinocarpus reesii 1704, 702 nucleotides. RefSeq lists its product as uncharacterized. Bases 1 to 702 code for a protein of 233 amino acids. The record is from RefSeq and is a predicted model, not a curated record. The transcript has a single exon. Lineage: Eukaryota; Fungi; Ascomycota; Eurotiomycetes; Onygenales; Onygenaceae.